Molecule: messenger RNA, 1547 nt
Organism: Polychytrium aggregatum
Lineage: Eukaryota; Fungi; Chytridiomycota; Chytridiomycetes; Polychytriales
Exons: 3
Coding region: 35-1123 (362 amino acids)
Source: RefSeq, a predicted model, not a curated record
AAAAGCCCCUGCUACCUUGCCUGCCUGCCAAAUUAUGUCCGAUCAGUUGCAACAAGAAAUCAAGCUUCUCAAUGAACAGAACCAGCAGCUCCAACAAGAACUAGCACAACUGCAAAAGGAAAAGCAGCAGUGGCGCCAAGCCCAUGCCCAGGCCGAGGACCUUGAAGCCCUCGCGGACCAGCUUCACCAAGAGUCCAGCUCGCUCGAAGGUGAAGCUGCUCGUCUGAGAAAGCUCAAUGCCGAGCUCGAGCGGGUCCUCACUCGCGAACGCGCCGAGCAUGCCGAGGAACGAAACAAGUGGUCGGAGAAGGAGAGCGAACUCCAGAAGGCUGCCCGCGAGCACUACCGCAAGCUCAAAGAGAUGCGGGAAGCCCUGGCGGUCCACGAGAAGCUUGCCAGCGUCGCUACCAAAGAAGCGCCCGCUCCCGUCGCCAACAACAAGCUGAACGUCUCGGUCUUUGAGCUCCAGCAAGAAAACUCCAAGCAGCGUCUGACGAUCGAAGAGCUGACGUACCGCCUGCAGACCCGCGAGUACCAGCUCCGUCGCCAGGACGAGGAGAUUGCCCAGCUCCAGCAAACCGUCAGUGCUCUUAUGGACGAGCUCGAGUCCCGCGACGAGCACGCCCAGCACUCGGACACCUCCUUUGAGGGCGGCAUCGAUCUCGACGCCGAGCUCAACCACGGCACCUACAUCCGCUCUCCUCCAAAGUCCAUUCCCGGCUCGCCCAACAUGGGCUCGGCCUCGCCGCCCCUGCCAUCGGUCUCCAACUUCCCGAGCCAGCGCCCCGACAUUCCUACCGAUGCCAAGGUGCUCUACGACGAGCAGAACCCCAGCCUCGGCAACCUCGCCGACGAACUCGCCCGCUUCGACAGCCAGUUCGAAGCCUCGAGCUUCGGCACCAUCGCCGACGAGCUUGGCCGCCUGGGCGAGAAGGCCCCCACCACUGGCCUGCAGCCCCCGUCCCCGACCCAGGACAUCCACUUGCUCGGCGACGGCACCCUCAAGUCCCGCCUUGCUGCCCUUGGCCUCAACACCGAAGGCAACCGCAAGAUCCUGCGCAAACGCCUUGAACGCUACAUCAAGAAGAAGGCCCAGAAGUCCAAGGUUGUUCCCACUGCCUAAGUUAUUCGCGUCCGUCCUGCCGUAGCCCGGUCUCUCGUCCGCCCUGUCGAUGUCGCGCCGUCCAACGACCCCCCUGCUAUCCGAGCCGGCACACAUCUUUGUGUCGGUGUUGGGCUGCUGCCCCACUGCUCCCUCUCCCUGAAGCUUUGAUCGACCUCUCUCGUGCUACGCGAUGCGCCAAUCACCUGGCCCAUCUCUCGGACUCCUUUCGUAUAUAUUUUCCCAAGCUUUUUCUUCAUCCGUGCCCGGCGCCCGCAACACCAUGAAAUCACACGCUCCCGUCGAGAAAACCAGAAAAAAAGUCACAGCCCACACUCGUCCCCAGCUCGCUCACGUAGAUCCGUCCUCUCACCCGCCUCCACACAAUCCCUCUCGCUCGCUCGCUCAACCACUCACUCCCGACCUCGAUCCCGCCCUGGUUUGG